CCAUUCGACAUACAAGUGCAUAAGAAGAUAUACGCUGAAAAACAUUUGGGGGCAACUUGUGGUGAAUCACACCUCUACAUGCUGCAGUUCUUGGAAAUGUUCAUGAAUGCAUACACAGGAAUACCGAAGAUCUCUCUAGUUUGGUUGACUCGUUUGGCUCACGACGCUAUGAAUACACUUUAUCACGCGGAUGAUCAGUUUUUGAAAUUCUUCAAAAAAAACCGGAAAAACUUCGAGCAUUCGUUCCUCUUUUUUUUCGGAGAUCAUGGGCCACGUUUUUCAGGUAUUCAAGACGUUCGGCUUGGACGAUAUGAGAACCGAAAUCCAUUUUUCCUGAUGGCCCUCCCAAAAAUUAUGCAAAACACUGCAAUUCAUGAAGAGCUACUAACCAAGUCCAUGCAGCUGAUGACCCACUUCGAUAUUCAUGCUACAUUAAACGACAUUUUGCAUUAUCAGCCACAUUCAAAAUACUCGGACACUACGGAGCGCAGAAUGCUGCCUAUCAGCAAAGGUUCAUCUUUGCUGCGAAAAUGGCGAGGACCGAGAAACUGUCAAACACUACCGAUUCCAUUCGACUACUGUAUCUGUCAGUACGAAAAGAAGAAUGUAACGUACGUCAUUCGAAAUCAAAUAGACUUUACCCAUCUUUGA
Haemonchus placei is the source of this 651-nucleotide messenger RNA. NCBI's taxonomy places the organism in Eukaryota, Metazoa, Nematoda, Chromadorea, Rhabditida, Trichostrongylidae. The record is from the annotation of a GenBank genome assembly.